This is a messenger RNA of Phoenix dactylifera (date palm), 3779 nucleotides long. The record is from RefSeq and is a predicted model, not a curated record. NCBI's taxonomy places the organism in Eukaryota, Viridiplantae, Streptophyta, Magnoliopsida, Arecales, Arecaceae.
ACGUUUUCCUCAAGCCUGCUCUCUAAUGCAAACAACAAACUGGACUCGUUCUUUCCACUUGGAAUCCGCUGUGGCCUCUCAUUCCCCACAAUCCUCUGGCUUUCCUUCACCUGUCCCGCAGAAGAUCUCGACCGCAAGCCGCAUGGGCAUUCCCUCUCUGUGGACCCACCACAGAGGAAUGCCGACUUCUACGUCCCCCUUCCCUCCCCAAAUGCACCUACCCCCAUCUCCUUCCCUGAUUCUGCCUUCCUCUCUGCUCUCUUUAAGUCUCUUUUGCUGUCUUUUGUGAAGAUAAACAGCAGGAAGAGAGAUGGCAUCGCUUGGAUCUCUUCCUUUCCUCCUCGAAGUGUCGCGUGGGAGUAAUUCUGUUCUCCUUCAGAACAGAGCCGUCUGCCGUGGCUGGCCGUCCGCUGCGGCAUUUUGUCGAGCGAGUUCUACGGAUGUUGACGGAGGUGCUUGUAAAGUGAGGUUUCUGAGGGUCGGAAAAGGCGAGAUUUUGGUGGGCCUUUCAUUAGUUAGUGGAAAGAAGGGGCUGCGCGCUAUCGGAAAAGGUGGCAGCUUUGAGGGUGAGGAGGGCGGGGAUGAUGGUGGUAUAAAUGAUGGCGAUAAUGCCCUUCAGGCGACUGCCGAUAAGAGAGAGAAGCUUCGGGCGAUGCGGAGGAAGCUACUUCAGAAGAUUGUGGAAAGAAGAAAUCUUGUCUCAUCUCUAACAAAUAGUGAAGUUAAAGAAGAAGAGAACAUGGUUUCUUAUACUAUGAGUGAUAAAACCUCAAAUCCAAAUCUAAGUCCAAGCAGUGGAGGGCCUGCUGGAAGAUACAAGGACAGGCCUGUUUCUGACAGUUUUUCCCAGUCAAAUGAAGCUAUGAUAUCAGACACUCCAUCUGGUAGUGUCAAUGGAAGUUUUCUUAAUAAAGAGAUGGAAUCUGGUAGUAGCACACGAGUGGAACAAGAAGUUGCAGAUGCUGUUGGAUUAACCAGAGAAGCCAGUCUGGAAACCGCUGGCUCUAAGACUGCAUCACAAGUUCUCUUGGAGUCCUCUGGAACAUAUGAUGUGAAAGAUGUAAAUCUUGAGGAUCCAUUGGGAGCAAAGCUAGACAGUACAGAUGUGGAACAUGGUGUGAAUCUUGAGGAAGGAAACAUGGAACCCCCUCCCUUGGCUGGGGCAAAUGUCAUGAAUGUCAUAGUGGUAGCAGCAGAAUGUGCUCCUUGGUCCAAAACAGGUGGGCUUGGGGAUGUUGCUGGAGCUUUGCCAAAGGCUUUGGCUAGGAGAGGCCAUCGAGUUAUGGUUGUGGCACCAAGGUAUCGUAACUAUGCUGAACCUCACGAUACAGGAGUUCGCAAAUGCUACAAGGUUAAUGGGCAGGUAUGUGGAUGUUAUAUCAUCUGUAGCUUGACUAGCAGAACAAGGUACAUGUUUAAUUUCAUUGUUUCUAUGCUAUUUGCUGUGCAGGAUAUGGAAGUAAUUUACUUUCAGGCCUACAUUGAUGGUGUAGAUUUUGUGUUCAUUGAUAAUAGCCUCUUUCAUCACCACGAGAAUAACAUUUAUGGGGGAGACCGACUGGAGAUACUAAAACGGAUGGUUUUGUUCUGCAAGGCAGCUGUAGAGGUUCCUUGGCAUGUUCCAUGUGGUGGUGUCUGCUAUGGAGAUGGGAAUUUGGUUUUCAUUGCAAAUGAUUGGCACACUGCACUCUUACCAGUUUAUCUGAAGGCAUACUAUCGUGACAAUGGCUUGAUGAAAUUUGCCCGAUCUGUUCUGGUGAUACACAACAUAGCCCACCAGGGUCGUGGUCCUGUAGGAGAUUUCUUCCAUAUAGAUUUGCCCGAUUACUACAUGGACCUUUUUAAACUGCAUGACCCAAUCGGAGGUGAUCACUUCAAUAUAUUUGCUGCUGGCUUGAAGACUGCCGACCGUGUGGUUACUGUAAGCCAUGGUUAUGCAUGGGAGCUGAAAACAUCAGAAGGUGGUUGGGGCCUGCACGAGAUCAUAAACCAGAACCACUGGAAAUUCCAAGGCAUUGUAAAUGGGAUUGAUACAAAGGAAUGGAAUCCUGAGUUCGACGUGCAACUCAGAUCUGAUGGCUACACUAACUAUUCUUUGGCAACUCUACAAACAGGCAAGCCCCAAUGCAAGGCUGCCCUGCAACAAGAGCUUGGCCUGCCGGUCCGUGAUAAUGUUCCCAUCCUUGCUUUCAUUGGGAGGUUAGAUCACCAGAAAGGCGUGGACCUCAUUGCAGAGGCCAUCCCUUGGAUUGUUGGUCAGGAUGUGCAGUUAGUUAUGUUGGGCACUGGGAGGCCAGACCUCGAGGAUAUGCUGCGGAGGUUUGAGAGUCAGUACCAUGACAAGGUCAGGGGAUGGGUAGGGUUCUCCGUGAAGAUGGCGCACCGAAUUACAGCAGGUGCAGACAUUUUGCUUAUGCCAUCAAGGUUUGAGCCUUGUGGGCUGAACCAGCUGUAUGCUAUGAUGUAUGGUACAAUUCCAGUGGUGCAUGCGGUCGGUGGCCUUAGAGACACCGUCAUACAGUUUGAUCCUUACAAGGAGAGUGGCUAUGGGUGGACUUUUGAUCGGGCAGAGGCACACAAACUGAAGGAUGCAUUGGGUAACUGUUUGAACACGUACUGGAAUUAUAAGGAAAGUUGGAGAGGACUUCAAAUUCGAGGGAUGAUGCAAGACCUUAGCUGGGAUAAUGCUGCUCAACGCUACGAGGAAGUCCUUGUUGCCGCAAAGUAUCAAUGGUGAUGCUUCAGAACAUGUUAGCAGAUUGGUCAGGAGUGAUAUUUCAUUCUGCAGCCAUGUGAGCUCUGAAUUUCAGCUGUUUGAGGCUACUGGCAGCACACAGCUACAAGAGAUUAUUCGAUGUUCCUGUGUCAUCAAGUGCUAAUUUUCUUUCACAUAGGAAGGAGGAAAGUAUUGCCAAAUGUUGAGGUCUGAUUUAGUAUAUUAUUCUCUCUUGCUUUGUUAAUUUAAUCGAGUUCUCCUUAAUGAUUUUGUACUGGAGAAUUUGUGCAGUGGAUGGUAAAAACCACUGCUUAACCUCCUCUCUGGACUAAUUUUUGAAGUGAAUCAUCUCAAUAAAACAUGAAGUCAACUGUCUUCUCUGUAUAUCAACAUGAAAAAUUACCUUUGCUUUCCUUUUUCUUCAUUCUGGAAAAUCUUAGAGCUGACCUUGAGCUAGUAAAGAAACCACUAGCCAGAGUUUUUAUUUCGCCUUGGCAUGCAUUCCUAGGCAAUGGAAUAAAUGGGAGGAUAGGUUCUGUUCUAAGGUGACAGCUAUAUUGGGUUCUGAUACUGGGGAGAUCAACAUGUAAAAGAGGGUGGGUAAAAGGGAAGAAGAUUUUUUCAAAACUGUGGUAAGUGAAUUAAUAGCUAAAUGUACAUACUCAUAUAGGUGAAAACCGCUUACAUGCAGUGUUAACCUUAUUCUGCUCCCCUUAAAGCUGGACCCUGUGGGAACUUGAUACUUGGGAUGUGUUCGCAGGGGGCUGCUUGAUGCUCAUGCUUUAUGUAGGUGGCCUUCUACAUGCACAAGUCCUGCUGGAUGCAAUGGUAAGUCUGAGCAAGUAUGGGGAGAAUGCUGAUGAGUGCCUGAUGACAAGGUUGAAAGAGAUAUAUUAUUAGAUUACCACUUCAAGAUUAAGCAAGAGGCAGGGUCUUCUACAUGUGCCUUCUUUGGAUUUAAUGGUAAAGCAAUCAUUUGGUUUUACCUAAUAUAUAUGGUCCUCACAGUGUAUUUUUCGUUCAUUUGUAACCAUGAAAUAGACAUGGAGCCUUUGAAAGUGCA